AUGCGAAACGGGGUUUCAUUGAUCGGAAAAUCUUUCAUACGGCCGAAGGAUUUCAGCGUCGACGAAAUUAAGUCGCUCCUGUGGACCGCGAUUGAUCUUCGGAGGGCACACGAAACCGGAAAUUUGAGUCGGGAUCUGUUGAAGCACAAAAGAGUGGUGUAUCUCAGCUCCAAGCAGACCGUUCAGAGCGUCGCUCUGGCAUCCGGCGCUCACCUGACCGGAGCAUCCUACAAUCACAUGGUCGUACCCUCGUGGGACUACAAGCAUAACCUUGAGCAUCUGGGGAAGAUCAUGAACGACAACGUCGACAUGUUCUUGUGCCAAUGCAAGAGAUUCAAAGUGCUCGAAGAGAUGAUUCCGAAGAAUCGUGCAGCCAUCCCGAUGGUUCUAGUCAAGUGCUGUAAAUUCUCAACGCCGCAAGCACUCAUCGAUCUGAUGACCAUUCAGAUGAAGUCCGGAAAACUCGCAGGUUUGAACAUCUCCUGGAUAGGACCGACGUGCAGCAAAAUUAACUCGUAUUUAUGCAUUUAUUCACGUUUAGGUAUGAAUAUUAAGUAUUGCUGCAACGUUGCUCCAGAUUUACCGAUGAGUCCUAUCGGUUUACCGAACGCGUCGACAUCGACGUGUCAGGUGGAGGAGUUCAGGAAUUUUCGCGAGGGCUUGAAAGGAACGGACGUGAUUGUGAUCAAGUCGUACAAAUACGGCGACUUUCAAUUGCACUCCGAAGAUGUCGCUUUAGCUAACAAAGAUUGGAUCCUGAUCCAGCAGUUCCCCAUCAAGCGGGAACAGAUUGAAGACUCGAUGAACGAUCGAAACAUGAUAUGGGAGAGCGUCAAAAAUGCAAAGUACAUAUACGCUGCUUUGAUGAUCAGAUUAUUGAAAAACUACACUCACAACGUUGAAAAACCAAUUUCGAAAAUUUUAUUGACGCCGUUGAUUGGAUUUGUCAACGACGAUUUUCAAACGGGCAAAGCGUACGUUCGUGCGAACUUCGAGUACGUUCGUGCGAACUUCGAGUACGUUCGUGCGAACUUCGAGAACGUUCGUGUGAACAUCGAGUACGUUCGUGCAAACUUCGAGUACGUUCGUGUGAACCUCGAAUACGUUCGUGCGAACUUCGAGUACGUUCGUGCGAACCUCGAGUACGUUCGUGCGAACCUCGA
Molecule: messenger RNA, 1163 nt
Organism: Nicrophorus vespilloides
Lineage: Eukaryota; Metazoa; Arthropoda; Insecta; Coleoptera; Silphidae
Product: ornithine carbamoyltransferase, mitochondrial-like
Exons: 4
Biological process (GO): L-citrulline biosynthetic process
Molecular function (GO): amino acid binding; ornithine carbamoyltransferase activity
Source: RefSeq, a predicted model, not a curated record